Phyllostomus hastatus (greater spear-nosed bat) is the source of this 3618-nucleotide messenger RNA. Its product is annotated as ephrin type-A receptor 6. The record is from RefSeq and is a predicted model, not a curated record. Gene Ontology annotation, cellular component: membrane; neuron projection. Gene Ontology annotation, molecular function: protein binding; transmembrane-ephrin receptor activity; ATP binding. The coding region runs from base 1 to 3390 and encodes 1129 amino acids. Gene Ontology annotation, biological process: protein phosphorylation; axon guidance; cell surface receptor protein tyrosine kinase signaling pathway. Lineage: Eukaryota; Metazoa; Chordata; Mammalia; Chiroptera; Phyllostomidae. The transcript has 18 exons.
AUGCAAUUCCGUUCGCCUACAGCCGCCAGGAGUUCCCUGGCGCCGCAGGCAGCGUCCUCCUCCGAAGCAGCGGAGCCUGCACCUGGGCAGCCUGGACCUUCCUGCCCUGCCCUCGGGGCCUCGCGCGGGGGGCGCCUCCGGACACCCCCUGCGGGCCGGGUGGAGGAGGAAGAGGAGGAAGAAGAAGACGUGGACCAGGUUCCCUACCCUACACGUAACACCUGGCUGCGCUGCUGCCACUUAUCUUUUAGGGGGAGAAGAGGAGAGCCGGGGAGAGCCAUGGGGGGCUGCGAAGUCCGGGAAUUUCUUUUGCAAUUAGGUUUCUUCUUGCCUCUGCUGACAGUUUGGCAGGGAGACUGCAGUCACGUCUCCAACAACCAAGUUGUGUUGCUUGAUACAACAACUGUGCUGGGAGAGCUAGGAUGGAAAACAUAUCCAUUAAAUGGGUGGGAUGCCAUUACUGAAAUGGAUGAACAUAAUAGGCCCAUUCACACAUACCAGGUUUGCAAUGUAAUGGAACCUAACCAAAACAAUUGGCUUCGUACAAACUGGAUCUCCCGAGAUGCAGCUCAGAAAAUUUAUGUGGAAAUGAAGUUCACACUGAGGGAUUGUAACAGCAUCCCUUGGGUCUCAGGGACUUGCAAAGAAACCUUUAAUCUGUAUUAUGUGGAAUCAGAUGAGUCCCAUGGAACUAAAUUCAAGCCAAGCCAAUAUACAAAGAUUGAUACAAUUGCUGCAGAUGAAAGUUUUACCCAGAUGGAUUUGGGUGAUCGUAUCCUCAAACUCAACACUGAAAUUCGUGAGGUGGGGCCUAUAGAAAGGAAAGGAUUUUAUCUGGCUUUUCAAGACAUUGGGGCAUGCAUUGCCCUGGUCUCCGUCCGUGUUUUCUACAAAAAGUGCCCCUUCACUGUUCGCAACUUGGCCGUGUUCCCUGACACCAUCCCAAGGGUGGACUCUUCCUCUUUGGUGGAAGUCAGGGGUGCUUGUGUGAAGAGUGCAGAAGAGCGUGACACUCCAAAACUGUAUUGUGGAGCAGACGGGGAUUGGCUGGUUCCUCUUGGAAGGUGCAUCUGCAGCACCGGAUAUGAAGAAAUUGAGGGUUCCUGCCAUGCUUGCAGACCAGGAUUCUAUAAAGCAUUUGCUGGGAACACAAAAUGUUCUAAAUGCCCUCCACACAGUUUAACCUACAUGGAAGCAACUUCUGUCUGUCAGUGUGAAAAGGGUUACUUCCGAGCUGAAAAAGACCCACCUUCUAUGGCAUGUACCAGGCCACCGUCAGCUCCUAGGAAUGUGGUUUUUAACAUCAAUGAAACGGCCCUUAUUUUGGAAUGGAGCCCACCAAGUGACACAGGAGGAAGAAAAGACCUCACAUACAGUGUAAUCUGUAAGAAGUGUGGCUCAGACACGAGCCAGUGCGAGGACUGUGGUGGAGGACUCCGCUUCAUCCCAAGACACACUGGCCUUAUCAACAGUUCCGUGAUAGUUCUGGACUUUGUGUCUCAUGUGAAUUACACCUUUGAAAUAGAAGCCAUGAAUGGAGUUUCUGAGUUAAGUUUUUCUCCCAAGCCAUUCACAGCUAUUACAGUGACCACAGAUCAAGACGCACCUUCCCUGAUAGGUAUGGUGAGGAAGGACUGGGCAUCCCAAAAUAGCAUUGCUCUAUCAUGGCAAGCACCUGCUUUUUCCAGUGGAGCCAUACUAGACUACGAGAUCAAGUACUACGAGAAAGAACAUGAGCAGCUCACCUAUUCCUCCACAAGGUCCAAGGCCCCCAGUGUCAUCAUCACAGGUCUCAAGCCAGCCACCAAGUACAUAUUUCAUAUCCGAGUGAGGACUACAACAGGAUACAGUGGCUACAGUCAGAAGUUUGAAUUUGAAACAGGAGAUGAAACUUCUGACAUGGCGGCGGAGCAGGGGCAGAUUCUCGUGAUAGCCACCGCGGCUGUUGGGGGAUUCACUCUCCUCGUCAUUCUUACUUUGUUCUUCUUAAUCACUGGGAGGUGCCAGUGGUACAUAAAGGCAAAAAUGAAGUCAGAAGAGAAGAGACGAAACCAUUUACAGAAUGGGCAUUUACGCUUCCCAGGAAUUAAAACCUACAUAGAUCCAGACACCUAUGAGGACCCAUCCCUAGCAGUUCAUGAAUUUGCAAAGGAGAUUGAUCCCUCAAGGAUUCGCAUUGAGAGAGUCAUUGGAGCAGGAGAAUUUGGAGAAGUCUGCAGUGGGCGUUUGAAGACACCAGGGAAAAGGGAGAUCCCAGUUGCCAUCAAAACUUUGAAAGGUGGCCACAUGGAUCGGCAAAGAAGAGAUUUUCUAAGAGAAGCGAGUAUCAUGGGUCAGUUUGACCACCCAAAUAUUAUUCGACUAGAAGGUGUUGUCACAAAAAGAUCCUUUCCGGCCAUUGGGGUGGAGACAUUUUGCCCCAGCUUCCUGAGGGCAGGGUUUUUAAAUAGCAUCCAGGCUCCGAAUCCAGUGCCAGGGGAAGGAUCACUGCCCCCCAGGAUUCCUGCUGGCCGACCGGUGAUGAUCGUGGUGGAAUACAUGGAGAAUGGAUCCCUGGACUCCUUUUUGCGGAAACAUGACGGCCACUUUACAGUCAUCCAGCUGGUUGGUAUGCUUCGAGGCAUUGCAUCAGGAAUGAAGUAUCUUUCCGAUAUGGGUUAUGUUCAUCGGGAUCUAGCAGCUAGGAAUAUAUUGGUCAACAGCAACUUAGUAUGCAAAGUUUCUGAUUUUGGUCUGUCCCGGGUGCUGGAAGAUGAUCCAGAAGCUGCUUAUACAACAACUGGUGGGAAAAUACCCAUAAGGUGGACAGCCCCAGAAGCUAUUGCCUACAGAAAAUUCUCCUCGGCAAGCGAUGCCUGGAGCUACGGCAUUGUCAUGUGGGAGGUCAUGUCCUAUGGAGAGAGACCGUACUGGGAAAUGUCUAACCAAGAUGUCAUUCUGUCCAUUGAAGAAGGUUACAGACUUCCGGCUCCCAUGGGCUGUCCAGCGUCUCUACAUCAGCUGAUGCUCCAUUGCUGGCAGAAAGAGAGAAAUCACAGACCAAAAUUUACUGACAUUGUCAGCUUCCUUGACAAACUGAUCCGCAAUCCCAGUGCCCUUCACACUCUGGUGGAGGACAUCCUUGUAAUUCCAGAAUCCCCUGGUGAAGUUCCUGAAUAUCCUUUGUUUGUCACAGUGGGUGACUGGCUGGAUUCUAUAAAGAUGGGGCAAUAUAAGAAUAACUUCAUGGCAGCAGGCUUUACAACUUUUGACCUGAUUUCAAGAAUGAGCAUCGAUGACAUUAGAAGAAUUGGAGUCAUACUCAUUGGACACCAGAGACGGAUAGUCAGCAGUAUACAGACGUUACGUUUACACAUGAUGCACAUACAGGAGAAAGGAUUUCAUGUAUGAAAGUACUACAAGUUCCGGUGUCUUGUGCCUCAGCAUUUCUGUAAUGAAAGAUAUCAUCUCUACUAACCGCUCAUCUGAUUCUCCAAACAUCACUUUACAAACUGCAGUUUCCUGUUCAGACUACGGGGCACACACCUUUUGUUUAUGCUUCCAACCUGGAUUUUAAGAUCAUGCUUCAUAGCUCCUCUCUGAAUAACCUGCAGAUAAAACCCUGGCCCACUGCAGAUU